Messenger RNA from Sphaeroforma arctica JP610, 1651 nucleotides. RefSeq lists its product as hypothetical. Lineage: Eukaryota; Ichthyosporea; Ichthyophonida. The transcript has 6 exons. Gene Ontology annotation, molecular function: phosphatidylinositol binding. The record is from RefSeq and is a predicted model, not a curated record. Bases 64 to 903 code for a protein of 279 amino acids.
GGCAUCGUGAUAACUACAACUUACGUAGACCAAGACAUAAGUUUUCUCCCUAUUCUUUUCAACAUGCCUUUCGGAUUUGAUAUUUCGGGAACUGGCGACAUGCGUGUCGAUAUCAAGAACGCACUCGAGAUGGUCGAGCAGUGGAAAUUGGGUUUCAAAAAGCAGGCCAACUGGAAGGAAGAUAGUGUGAAUGCAGCAGUACCCGACGGUCGGGCUAUUGUGCCACCGCAAGUAAUCAAGGACUGUUAUGGCGUGUGCUUCUUGUUUUACGUUAAGGCUGGAUUCGUCUUCAGUGGAGAGUUGGGUACAGGUUUCGUUAUCACUAAACUUAACAGAGGCACCGAUGAUGAAUGUUGGUCUGGUCCGUCCGCUAUUGUGUCCGGUGGCAUGGGCUGGGGUGCCUUGGUCGGCGCUCAGAAGACCUAUCACGUGGUGUUCCUGAAUUACAAAGAAGCUGUGGACACAUUCAAAUCCCACGCUAAGGUCAACUUCGGAGCGGACAUCUCAUUGGCGGCUGGUCCCGUGGGGCGACACCUUGACGCGAAAGCAUCCGUUGGCAACAAAGGAGCGGCAAUCAAUUACUCAUACAGUUAUGCAAAGGGCUUAUACGGUGGAGUGGGAUUAAACGGCGCAAUUGCGUCGUCGAGCGGGGCCAUGAACAAGGCCUUUUACGGCCACGACGUCCGGGCGUCACAGCUACUCGAUGGCAUGCUGGGCAAGGACAAGUACUUGACGGAAUCGAACCUCGGAGAACUCUACGACGGUCUUAAUGAACUGAUCCACUUCUCCACCCUGGCGCAAGGAAAUGCCACUGACAAAAACUACGGCGAAAAUGCGCGGGCUGCGAGGGACUACCAAGCCGGAGUUAUGGACGAUAUGGAUAACGAACGAAUCCCGCUUUAAAAUAGAAUGCAGAAAGCGGGACUGUUGGCACCCGCAAUAAAGUACCAGACGGAGUGGAGUAUUGCAUACUCUAUACCGGCGAACUAUAGUGUACCCGUUUGUUAAAGGACUAGGUAGUGACAACGCGAGCCGCUCGUGAAACACCCAAGUGUCUCCACCAUUCUAUUUAAUUGGAUUCCUCAAAUGCAUAGAACGACCAAGCACAGCCUAGUAUAACUGAAAGACUCGACAAACGAAUCUCGUAUUCAAACCGUGAACGCGAUAAACGAAUCGAUUUUGCUUAUGCGUGAUGUACUGUGUAUGGAGCCUGGCGUUUAAUUCUCGAAAGGAGGCACCUGAUUUUAAGUAUGAUGCUGCAAAGAGUAUGAAUGGCUGGAAACACGGAAAGAACACGUUUGAUGAGUACUGACAAUCGCUCGGAAAAAUUCACGGAUAUCCGAAACGUGCGAGCGUAGGACCUGCAAACAAUCGAGCCAAGAAUAUAUCCACCGCGCACGGUGCUGACAUUGAAUUACGUAGGUCUUUUGGUCAAUGCGCAAGGGGUGGGUGUAUGGUACUUCGAUUUUGAUAGGAUGGCAUGUCUAACAUGUGGUUAAUCACUACGUCUUACUAUACUCAAAUAAUAUCCGAACUGUGCACUUUUUUAUAAACUUUUGCAAAUAUGAGCCAAACGCCCAGAAAGGAGAAUUCGACGACCUAUUUCAAUUUUUCAAAGAGUUUUAUUCAAUACAUCGUCCAUUCUACCGUG